UGUUUGACGGACAAGGAAGGGGUUCGUCUAAAUAUCAACCUUUCAAGUAGUUUUUCCUGUUAUAUUAYUAGGGAUAACCUUUGCCCCACUCUACCCCCUCUCAGUCAAAACCUCCUCCCUCAAGGAUUGGUAAAAAAACAUAUAGCUUUCUUAGUGUUUAGUAUGAUAAAAGAGGGAAAAGUUUGCCAAGGAUGAAAUUAGCAACUGGUGAAGUGCAGCACGUACUUUCAUCUUUUUUCGAGGUAACGCGGUAAUGGAGGUAUGUACGUAGAGUAUCAUAGCCCACUAAUUGGACUAAGCCUGACCUCUCGAUCAUCGACUUAGCAGACGUUGAUUGGUCAAUUGGAGGUGAACAUUUCACGACGCUAGAAGUCUGGUACACUCGUCAAUUUAUCAGCUAAAAACGGGUCAACUAUGUUCACCCUGCGAGCAAACCAAGACCAAGAGAAAGCUGAGUGUAUCAAGCAAGCUACACUACCAAACAAUCGCUACUCGUGCGCACAACUUUGAUCGGCAAACAGGGACAACGUUUAAAUAUUUAUAAGAGUUGGCAAUGUGGACUAGCACGWUUUUACACUGUGUCUUGGUUUAUUCAGUGUUGGCCGCUAAGCCAGAACGUCUUGUUCUCGAUUUAAACCAUGGCAUUGUCACUGGUAGACAUCCCUACAUAAAAGUACUACAAGCUCCUAACCCAUCUACUACAAUACAAUGCUCAUCACAAGCCCUUAUCCGUUUAGACUUCAGUGGGCCUUAUACUAAAGCAAAGUUUGAGCUGCAGUACGGUAAAGAGCCUAACCUGUGGUCAUUCUUGGUAUCUGAUUCACCAGCUGCAUAUGGUUUUGGAGGAAAUCAUCAAUACACGAGUAACUGUGCGUCAGUUCAGGUGUUCAAUCAUCAGCUACGAAUCUACAGUAAUGUUCUCCCAGGCUAUCGUAGCUACAACAGUAAAGACGGCCAUACUCUGGUGGACGUUGAAGAUAACGCUGUGGCUAAAGGAUCUAACCUAACAGUAAACAUUAGUGACAGAACAGUUGAAUGGAGAGCUGAAAGAUACGCUACGAAUAGUUUUAUAGACAGUUAUCGAUUGCAUCCCAACAGAGAAAGUCUCAAGAACAGUCCAUAUCUAUUCGCACUGUCAGGACAAAAGACGACGUUUGGCCCUAGCGAAUACUACAUCUACGCAGGUUUCAAUAGAGUACCUUUGGGAACAUUUCAUAACGGAUCGGGAUUGUGCCAGGUCAAAGUGUCYUUUUUCAGCAAACGAAAGGAAGGCAAAAACCCAUGUCUCAACAACAAACAUUUGUGCCAUAAGGAUGCCAUCUGCCGUCCACGGCGAAAAAAGCCGUACAGGUGUCACUGCAAGGCAGGAUAUGUAGGAGAUGGUCGAAGAACUUGCAGAGAUGUGGAUGAGUGUGCUAUCAGUAAUGGAGGCUGCAGUCAAAUGUGCCAUAAUACACAAGGAAGCUACUAUUGCGCUUGUCGUCGUGGUUACACCUUACAGCCGAAUGGAAGGACUUGUAAAGGUAGCUCCAAGGAUAAUGGCGUCAUUACCAAACAAAUGUUACUUCGAUUUAGUGUGCAAAAGUGCAGUUCGCUGGCCCAAGGUGAUCCAGGGCCCUUUUUUAAAGAACUAAAGCGUCUUCUUGUAAAACGUAAAAUCUUCUUCCAGCCAUGUGAAGUUCAUGGGUACUCGUUAAAGUGUAAAUCUAAGAAGAAGGUUCUCGUCGCUUACUUCUUGCUUGAAUUAAGAAAAGGAGUCGUCUUAACACCACAAGUUUGUAAUUCUACUUGUUUGCGUUGUAAACUUGAGAGAAGRCUGCAAAUAUCGAUAGGCAGAAUGGAACUCGACAAGAAAUUCGAUAUCAAAAUAAAACGUCAACACUACAAAUUAAUAUUCAAGUCAGGAAAAAUGCAUCCAGGUGGGGUUGGGAGAGACUGUAACCAAGUCAAACCUUACAAAAACAAGCAAAAAAGACUCGGUUGUAUGCCUGGACAAUACUUUGAAGCGUUUCUUAAGCGAUGUGUAAACUGUCCAUAUGGGACAUACCAACCAAACCACCUCUCAGAGAUCCAGUUYUGCAUUCGGUGUCCAGGAAACAAAACUACUUUUCUUACUGGUGCGCGGGAUAUCCAUCAGUGCAAAGAAACUCGGUGUGGCGGGAACCUUACAACUAUGUCAGGUAUCAUUACGUCUCCCAACUAUCCCGAUGCGUACCCACGUGACGUGCAGUGUACCUGGAACAUCUACCCCAGUAAAGACCGCAACAUCCUAGUACUACUACCAAAGAUUUCACUGCCAACAUCGAUAGAUUGUUCAGACUACCUGGUCAUGAGAGAAGCAGAGAGUCCUUACUCAGUUGCAACGUACUACGCGUGUGAGUCAUUUGAUCAGCCUGUUGCGUUUGUGUCUCGAUCAAAGAAUCUUCACAUCAAGUUUAAAUCUCGCGGUGAUAAUCACGGUAUAGCGAGUGGAUUUAAGAUCUUCUACGUCACGUUUGAAGAAAAAUACCGGCAAUUGGUUCGAUACAUCGUGGAAGAUGGUAAAAUGUACGUCAACGAGACUAACAGGCGAUUAUUACAAGAUGAAAAUCUUGUCCGUGACAUUCUUAAAAUCGUUGUUGAACCAGACAAGCUACACGAAAUUUGUCCGAAAGAGAAAUGUGCCCCCGAACCAUUCCGAGAGGUUAUCGAGAAAAAAGUUGUCGAUUACUUUGAUCCUCUUCGGAAAAGACGAUCAUUGGAUAACAUCGACCAAUCAUAAACGAAACUGAUAACUAGGAACAGCAAGAGACCUGGGCGACCUCACCGUGGUCUCCUUUUUUCAGCUUCUUAUUGUAUAGAUAGUAAGAGCAUGUUAAAUACCAGUCAAACGGGUUAGGAGCGGAAAAUAAAUAAUAUGCGUCUUGGGCUCACACCAAAGCAAGUUAUUAGUACCUGGAAACAGGAUAGAAAAAACAGUGAAUAGAGCGCUCAUUGCAAGUACCUGACGACUACCCUCAUCUAUGCGGAAGUCAACUGAUUAGUUUCUAGUGUUAUCCAUUGUGUGCUCCUGAUAAGUAGCUAGCACGAACUGAUUUGAUAGUCGCAAUGGAAUUCCUUUUGUUAGUUAGUAAAAUACACACGAAAAUCUUUAAUUUAUUAGUAUUUGUAUUUCAUGUUUGAAAAAUAAAGUCACGCGAUCGUUUAA
Molecule: messenger RNA, 3187 nt
Organism: Exaiptasia diaphana
Lineage: Eukaryota; Metazoa; Cnidaria; Anthozoa; Actiniaria; Aiptasiidae
Product: signal peptide, CUB and EGF-like domain-containing protein 1
Exons: 9
Coding region: 554-2761 (735 amino acids)
Biological process (GO): signal transduction
Cellular component (GO): cell surface
Molecular function (GO): calcium ion binding
Source: RefSeq, a predicted model, not a curated record